Messenger RNA from Lobosporangium transversale, 1741 nucleotides. Its product is annotated as phosphate transporter. Gene Ontology annotation, biological process: transmembrane transport; phosphate ion transport. The record is from RefSeq and is a predicted model, not a curated record. NCBI's taxonomy places the organism in Eukaryota, Fungi, Mortierellomycota, Mortierellomycetes, Mortierellales, Mortierellaceae. Gene Ontology annotation, molecular function: phosphate transmembrane transporter activity. Gene Ontology annotation, cellular component: membrane. The coding region runs from base 100 to 1695 and encodes 531 amino acids. The transcript has a single exon.
CUCUCUUCUUAGAUCAUUGCUCCUCUCUUUCUUCCCUACCAGCCCUUUUCAAGCGCAUCUGUUCCGCUCUGCCUUUCUCUUUAAUCAGAAAGAAAAUCUAUGUCUAAUUUUAACACCAAUAGCACGAAAGUGGAUUUCCAGCAACUGAGCGAACGCCGCCGUGAGGCCCUGGCCAAGAUCGACAAUGCAGAGUUUGGUUGGUUUCACAUCCGAGCUUGUCUCGUCGCUGGUGUAGGAUUCUUCACUGAUGCCUAUGAUCUCUUUGCUAUCAAUCUGGUGACACCCAUGCUGGGGAUCAUUUACUUUUCAGACGGUACUCUCCCUCCUGAUUUGGAUUUGGGCAUCAAGGUUGCUGCUUCUAUUGGAACAUUUAUUGGUCAAAUCGGAUUUGGUUACCUCGCUGAUCGCCUGGGUCGCAAGAGAAUGUAUGGCGUUGAAUUGAUGAUUAUCAUUGUGGCUACCUUGGGUCAAGCCUUGUCUGGAAACGGCUAUGUCCUCUCACUUCCUGCUGCCCUGAUCAUAUGGCGUGUACUUGUCGGCAUCGGUAUUGGAGGAGACUACCCUCUAUCUGCUGUCAUCACCUCGGAAUUUGCCACCACAAACCGUCGUGGUGCCAUGAUGUCUGCAGUCUUUGCGAUGCAAGGAUUUGGUUAUUUGACAACAGGUGUUGUUGCCAUCAUCCUCCUGGCCGCUUUCAAGGAUAGCAUCAUAGCCAACCCCCAGAACCUCGAUUACGUUUGGCGUAUCCUCAUUGGCUUUGGAUGUAUCCCCGCGCUUGUUGCCGUCUACUUCCGUUUGACCAUCCCAGAGACUCCCCGCUACGUGCUGGAUAUCGAAAACAACGUGAACAAGGCUGAGCGCGAUGUUGCUAACGUCCUCAAGGAGAGCCACAACCAUCUUCAAUCAGAGGAAGAUGAAAAAGCCGCCCACAAUCCUUCCACUGUUAAAGGAUCUUUUUCCGAUUUUUGCAUUUACUUUUCCAGAUGGGAGAACUUUAAGAUUCUCUUUGGAACCUCCAUGGCCUGGUUUGCGCUCGAUGUUGCGUUUUAUGGUAUCGGUCUGAACAACUCUUUUAUUCUAUCUUCGAUCAAGUUUUCGUCUAUCAAGGGUGAUAACUUCAGCUCCUGUUGGAAUGCUGCUAUUGGUCAAAUCAUUAUUGUCCUACUUGGCUCGGUCCCCGGCUAUUGGGUGACUGUGUUCACGAUCGAGCGCCUUGGACGCAUUAAGAUCCAGCUAAUUGGAUUUACGAUGUCCUGCAUCCUCUUCUGUGUCCUUGGUUUUGCCUAUAAUCAAAUCAGAAAUUACUCGACCGCACUCUUUGUCUUCCUCUUUGCUGCUACGCAGUUCUUCCAAAACUUUGGUCCUAACGCCACGACGUUUGUCAUCCCCGGGGAAGUCUUUCCUACACGCUAUCGUUCAACUUGUCACGGCAUUGCUGCUGGAUCAGGCAAACUUGGAGCCAUCAUUGCCCAGGUUGGCUUUUCUCAGCUCAAGGAUCGUGGUGGUCCCAAUAACUUCAUCCCUCAGUUAUUGCAGAUCUUUGCUUUGUUCAUGUUUGUGGGUUUGGUGGUGACUUUCUUCAUCCCUGAGACGAAGGGCAAGACCCUUGAAGAGUUGUCCAAUGAAAAUGAAAAUGGCAAAAGUAAUCCAUCACAACAUCGCAAUAACGCACUAAGCGAGGAGGAAGAGAAAUAAGUUUGUGUGAUUUUAAAAUACAUUAAUGUAAACAUCUGUAUUAACC